Plodia interpunctella (Indianmeal moth) is the source of this 2738-nucleotide messenger RNA. RefSeq names its product putative phospholipase B-like 2. Gene Ontology annotation, cellular component: extracellular region. The coding region runs from base 203 to 1873 and encodes 556 amino acids. Gene Ontology annotation, molecular function: glycerophospholipase activity. Gene Ontology annotation, biological process: phospholipid catabolic process. The transcript has 13 exons. The record is from RefSeq and is a predicted model, not a curated record. NCBI's taxonomy places the organism in Eukaryota, Metazoa, Arthropoda, Insecta, Lepidoptera, Pyralidae.
UCAAAUUGACAAGAACUUCAAUUUGAAACUCCCGAUUUGAAAUCAUUGUUUUGUUUUGAUAAAUUACCUAUAUUCCUUGUUUAUACAACUGCGCUUUAUUAUUACAAAUGCAGUAAUAAUGAUAACAAUGCAUUGUUUCCGCCUGUGUUUCACAUCUCUGUACUAGUUUGCUCAUUCUUUGUUGUAAAGCUAAAUUGAGAAUAUGUGUUUAUCGUUGUGUAUUUUACUUAUUUGCCUGGUGUUAGGAUGUGAAUCCAAGUAUGGAUGCGUGACUUGGGGAGAAAAUAAGAUGCAGAUAUUUGUAAGUGAUUAUUUAGCGUCGAUUCCGGAGGUGAAUAUCGUUCGGGCCACUUACCGCAACGACAUCAAUAGUACCGGCUGGGCGUACUUGGAGAUCCACACGUCAGACCAGUUCAGUGAUGUGAAGCAGGCAUAUGCAGCGGGGUACUUGGAGGGCUUUCUCACCCGUGACCUGAUCUGGAUGCAUUGGCAGAACAUGCUUAAAGGAUAUUGCUAUAACAAGACUGAUGUGUGUGGAAUGAUUGAAGACUUUUUGGACAAAAAUGAAGAUUACAUAUCUUCUAUGAUCUUGAAGUAUCCAGAUGACCCGUACUGGUAUCAGAUGAUGUUAUUUUUCAUCCAGCUGGAAGGGCUUGCAGUCGGAUACAAGGAGGCUACUAAAGAACCAUAUGAACAGCUCACCGUUAGAGAUAUGUUGUGGAUCAACAUGCUGGGCGAUCUGGACGAGCUGGCGUUUGCAUUGUCCAUGCCGGUGACGUCGGAUUCCAUGCUGUUCCCGGAGCACUGCACCGGCCUCGUCAAGCUGCUGGCGGACCGCAGCGAGCUGUACACGUCGCAGGUCACGUGGAACAGCUACCAGUCAAUGCUGCGCUUCCAGAAGAUGUACGUGCUCCAGUACAAGAUGACCCCGAACAGCAACAAGCGCAUCCCCGGAUACAAGAUGUCCAUGUCUUCGUAUCCGGGCUUCUUGCAGUCCCUGGACGAUUUUUACGUGAUAUCGUCCGGUCUGGUGACCGCGGAGACCACCAUCGGGAACUCCAACCGUACCCUCUUCGAGCUCGUCAAGCCCGUAGGACAGAUAUUAGAGUACGCUCGCGCGAUGAUCGCGAACAGACUGGCGCACAACGGGCGCGAGUGGGUCGAGUUAUUUAGGAAACACAACAGCGGAACGUACAACAAUCAGUGGUUCAUAGUGGACUACAACAGGUUCCAGCGCAGCGCGGCCGGCAAGCCCGGGCGCGUGCGCAGCGGCCUGCUGUGGCUGCUGGAGCAGCUGCCCGGGCACACGCACGCGGCUGAUCUAACGGGCGAACUGGUCCGCACGUCGUACUGGCCGUCGUACAAUAUCCCGUAUUUCCCGCGCAUUUUCAACUUGAGCGGCGGCAACGAGCGGGUGAGGGUGUUCGGCGACUGGUUCGGAUACGACACCAACCCCAGGGCCAGGAUCCUCAAGCAGAAACAGGCGGAUAUCUGGAACUUAGCGGACAUGUACCACACGAUGCGCUACAACGACUUCAAGCACGACCCCAACGCUCGCUGUGCGCAGUGCCAGCCGCCCUACAGCGCCUGCAACGCCAUCGCCGCCAGGAACGACCUCAACCCCGCCAACGGCUCGUACCCGUUCCGGGCGCUGGGGCACCGCAGCCACGGCGGCACGGACCUGAAGAUCACGAGCGCGGCGCUGCGUCACACCUUCCAGUUCGUGGCCGUCUCCAGCCCCACUUUCAACGUAUCCAGGGGGAUACCGCCAUUCCAAUGGAGCAAAUUCGACCUGGGCUCUCAGGUGUCCCACGUCGGGCACCCGGACCUGUGGGUGUUCCCCCCGGUGCUCCACAGCUGGGAGUGGAGCUAACUGAACCUGGACGUGGAACUAACGGACCAAGGAUGAUCAAUUGCACACUGUCUCCGCUCCAACCUAUGGCAGUAUGGCAAUAAGUUCUAUGGAGUCAGUAUUUCAACAUGUUGAUAGUUUAUACUUAAAGGCUUAACUUUUUAUUCACUGCAUAAAUUUUUACACUUUCCCUGUAAAAAAAAAGAAUAUAAAAUGACUUUCUAUUUUUAAGUACGAUCAGCUGAUCAAUCAAAUUGUAGCAUUUUUUGAAAUAGCUUAAUUUGGAAACCAAACCAGAUCAUCAUAAAAUUUGUGCAGUGAAUUUAAAAAAAGACCCUUAACUAGGAUACUUCUAACCGACAUGCCAGUCUGCGAAAAUGUGCCUGGCGUGUAAUAAAGUCACACGCUAGGCGGGAUUUUUCUAACAUUGGAACAAAAAUGUUACAUUAGGAGGUAUAUAAUUGCGGCGAGGGAAAGCGUCCUGGAGUGUGCAACAAAUACACAGGAGAGUAUAAAACUGAAUUUAUGACUGCUUUUAUCAAAAUAUUGAGAACAGCAUCACGUUUUUAUAAGCCAUUUCAUUGCUUUUCUCUCUAAUCUCACUUUUUCCCAGUUUCUUCCUCAACCGUUAAGAAUCGGAGCCCAGGGACCACUGCCUGAGGAUUCACCUCUCAUUUGUUGCAUCUCCUAACGUGACUUUAACGUCCUUUAUAAUAAGUGUCAAUAUCUCAGUGACAUAUUGUUUUAUAUUGUAAGGAUUAUUUGUACAAAUAAUGAAAAAGAUAGAACAUUGUAAUAAUAAUAUAAUCGAUUGAUAGGUAACCAAUUACAGAGAUUAUAGACCAAGUUUUUACAUAGUUUCUCAUAAAUAAAUCAUGUUAAUAGA